UUCCACCUUAACAAAAUCAACAACAUAGAUAACGCGUCCCGUUUUGUUCACUCUCCGCGGCUCCGCUCCGCAAGCGAGCAACCAUGGCGAAAUCUCUCCUCCUCUACGGCGCCGACCUCUUUCAGUCCCACCUCAUCGUCAAGAUCUUCGUCCUUUUCUUCACCGCUCUCGUCUCAUUCUACCUCGGAAUGAACUGGAACGAUGUCUCCCCCCAGCUCGUGUUUUUCUCCCGAGGCGGAGGCGGCGGCGAAGACACCGGCGGCCUCUCCGCCCCCUCCGUGUCCCUGUCCCCCAACUCCAAAAUCACAUUUGACUCCAAUUCCGUCGUUACCGACGCUACGCCGCCGAUUGCUGCGCCGCCCCCGCCCCUCGAUCUGACCUCCCCGCCGCCGACAAAGCAGGGGGUCGGAAUCGUCGAUGGAAACGGCACGAUGAGGGUAGAUUUCGACGAGGGGGAGGUGGAUCCGUCGGACGGGUGGGACGAGGGUAAUGCUGGGGUUAAUGAGACGGCCGCGGAAGGAGGAAAAGAGGGGGAUAAGAGUAUUAGGGUGAAGAUCGACAAGUUCAAGGCUUGUCCGAAGAAUAUGAGUGAGUACAUACCGUGCAUGGACAACGAGGAGGCCAUUAGGGAGCUUAAGUCGACGGAACGGGGGGAGAGAUUCGAGCGGCAUUGCCCGCAGGAGGGCAAGGGAUUGGAUUGCUUAGUUCCGGCACCAGAGGAUUACAAGAAACCUAUUCCCUGGCCCCAAAGCAGAGACGAGGUAUGGUUUAGCAAUGUGCCCCACACACGGCUGGUUGAAGAUAAAGGAGGACAAAAUUGGAUAUCUAGGGAGAAAGAUAAGUUCAAAUUUCCAGGUGGUGGGACUCAAUUUAUCCAUGGAGCAAAUGAGUACCUAGAUCAAAUUUCCCAGAUGGUUCCAGAAAUUGCAUUUGGUAAUCGUACAAGAGUUGCUCUUGAUGUUGGAUGUGGUGUAGCUAGCUUUGGUGCUUUUUUACUUUCACGGAGCGUGAUCACCAUGUCAAUAGCUCCAAAAGAUGUCCAUGAAAAUCAGAUUCAGUUUGCUCUUGAACGUGGUGUACCUGCAAUGGUAGUAGCUUUUGCAACUCAUCGCUUGCCAUAUCCAAGCCAGGCAUUUGAUCUAAUUCAUUGUUCAAGAUGCAGAAUAAACUGGACCCGUGAUGAUGGGAUUCUGCUUCUUGAGGUCAACAGAUUGCUCAGAGCUGGUGGUUACUUUGUUUGGGCAGCACAACCUGUUUAUAAGCAUGAGGAAGCCCAACAAGCGGCAUGGAAAGGUAUGUCCUAAUGCUAUAGUUGAGUGUCAAUUUUUUUUCAUGU
This is a messenger RNA of Zingiber officinale, 1336 nucleotides long. Its product is annotated as probable methyltransferase PMT11. Lineage: Eukaryota; Viridiplantae; Streptophyta; Magnoliopsida; Zingiberales; Zingiberaceae. Gene Ontology annotation, molecular function: methyltransferase activity. Gene Ontology annotation, cellular component: endosome; cytoplasm; trans-Golgi network. Bases 84 to 1304 code for a protein of 406 amino acids. The record is from RefSeq and is a predicted model, not a curated record. The transcript has 4 exons.